GUUCCGGGCGCUGCAGCGGUGGGCGCCCGGGGCCUUCCCGGAGGUCUGGCGGGAGCUGGAGGUGGAGCGGGUGGGCGCAGGCGGGUUGAGUUACCUCAUCCGCUGGCCCGCCUCAGACAAUGCCACCCGCACCACCACCACCACACACCGGCAGCAGCAGCAGCGGCAGGGACAGCAGCAGCAGGGACAGGGCCAAGAGCAGCCGCUGCUGCCUGUGUUGUUCAUUUCGCACCUGGAUGUGGUGCCGGUGGCGGAGGAGACGGCGGAGCAGUGGGAGCAGCCGCCCUUCAGCGGCGCAGUGGCGGGG
Astrephomene gubernaculifera is the source of this 307-nucleotide messenger RNA. The record is from the annotation of a GenBank genome assembly. NCBI's taxonomy places the organism in Eukaryota, Viridiplantae, Chlorophyta, Chlorophyceae, Chlamydomonadales, Astrephomenaceae.